AUGAUGUGGUGCCUUUCCUCUCGUCCUUCGCUCGUCCUCCAACGACGGCGGUUCAAGUUGGAAACGACGACGACGCGUUGGGAUGAUGCUGAUAUUGACGAUGAAUGUGAGAAGCACAACAGGGCAGAAACUAUCGUCAAUUACGCUCUGGAAAGUGGGAAAGACGUCGUCGUCGCCGACGUCGGGUGCGGUCACGGACAAAUGUCUCUCUUGUUGCACUCUCGAGGCGUGAAGAGAGUCAUCGGCAUAGAUAAGAGCCAAAACGAAGUGAACUACGCGAACGAGUGUUUACGGAGUUUUCGGAGGAAGAGUACGAGUGCGAGCGAGAGUGGUGAGAGUGGUGACGAUGAUGACGAUGAACAUCAGAAAACAAAGAACAAAAUAGAAUUUCGCAUCGGGGAUGGGUUGGAGAGCGUGACGGAAGAGAACGUAGACGUGGUCAUUUUCGCCGGGAUGGGGACGAAACUCAUUCGAAAGCUACUCUCUCGCGGGAGAAGCGUGGAAACGAGCAGCAGCGUUCGUACUUUAGUGAUAAAUCCACCCGCGGGUGAGUUAGUCGAAUUUCGCGAGUGGUUGUGGCAAAAUAAAUGGUGCAUAGAGAAGGAGUCUUUGAUUAUAGAGAACGCGAACGCGCACGUUGUCAUGAAGUGCACGAAAAAGACAGGCGAAGAGAAGACGCUUUCGGUGCUCGAUUUAUGGCUGGGGAAGUUACAAGAAGAGAAAAAGAGCUCAAACGUUAAAGCGUACGCAAUCAACCGCCGAGAGUACGCGAAAGAACGAAUGGGCGUACUCGAAGGGCUCCAAAGCGAAGGACGACUUCGAGACGAACGAGAGCUCGAACGGUAUAGAAACGCGUACGUCGCGCUCGCGAGCUGGUUGGAAGAAGAAAAGACGUAG
Bathycoccus prasinos is the source of this 897-nucleotide messenger RNA. RefSeq lists its product as hypothetical. Lineage: Eukaryota; Viridiplantae; Chlorophyta; Mamiellophyceae; Mamiellales; Bathycoccaceae. The transcript has a single exon. The record is from RefSeq and is a predicted model, not a curated record. The coding region runs from base 1 to 897 and encodes 298 amino acids.